Messenger RNA from Sodiomyces alkalinus F11, 327 nucleotides. RefSeq lists its product as hypothetical. Bases 99 to 293 code for a protein of 64 amino acids. The record is from RefSeq and is a predicted model, not a curated record. NCBI's taxonomy places the organism in Eukaryota, Fungi, Ascomycota, Sordariomycetes, Glomerellales, Plectosphaerellaceae. The transcript has a single exon.
CCGUUCACUCCCAAGAAGAGCACAUUCAUCCAUCCUUGUGAGAAAUCACAUAUCGUUCGGCUUGAGAAGGAGAAACAAUAAAAAUAAAUCGACCAUACAUGAUCUGCACAAAACAGGCUACCAGAGAGCAAUGUACGAAUAGCAGUGGGAAACGUGGUCCAAUCGGGGUAUGUGAAAACAAUCCAAAGCGGCUAGAGGGGUUCAAAGGAGGUAAAAAAAGAAGAAGAAAAAUCGGGGGCAGAGAGAGAGAGAGAGAGAGCGGGCGGGGGAAGGAGGAGGAAGAAGAGGAGUAAACUUGAUUGAUGGAGUAAUGAGAGGAGCAGCGAG